AAAUUCGGCUUCCCCAUGGCCUUCACCACCACCCUCCUCUCCUGGAGCGUCAUCGACUUUGGCCACACAAUGACACCCAACCACCUCUCCGACGCCAUCACCGCCAUCCGUUGGGCCACCGACUACCUCCUCAAAGCCACUUCCAUCCCCAACACUCUCUACGUUCAAGUCGGCAACGCCUUCCGCGACCAUUCUUGCUGGGAACGCCCCGAGGAUAUGGACACCCCCCGCACAGUCUACAAAGUCGACGCUUCCCAUCCCGGCUCCGACGUCGCCGGCGAAACCUCCGCCGCACUCGCCGCAGCCGCCGUCGUUUUCCGACUCCGCGAUCCCGACUACUCGGACCGACUUCUGCAACGAGCUGUCCGCGUGUUUGAUUUCGCGGAUCAGUAUCGCGGGGCCUAUAGUUCAAGCCUACACAAUGUCGUGUGUCCGUGUUACUGCGACUUCUCAGGUUAUAAGGAUGAACUGCUUUGGGGCGCGGCCUGGCUGCAUAAGGCGACGAGGAGGAGGGAGUAUCGGGAGUACAUUAAGCGGAACGAGGAGGUGCUUGGUGCCAGCGACACGAAACACGAAUUCGGAUGGGAUAACAAACACGCAGGCGUUAACGUGCUCAUCUCCAAGGAAGUGCUGAUGGGGAAGGACGACUAUCUCCGGUCAUUCAAGGAAAACGCCGACGAUUUCAUCUGCUCUCUUCUCCCCGGCGUCUCCUCUCACCCAGAGAUCCAGUACUCUCCAGGCGGUCUGCUAUUCAAGACUGGAGGAAGCAAUAUGCAGCAUGUUACUUCCCUCUCCUUCCUCCUCCUCGCCUACUCUAACUAUCUCAGCCACGCCAAUAGCCAUGUGCCAUGUGGAGCAUCCUCGGCCUCGCCGGCUGAGCUCAGGAUGGCGGCCAAGCGCCAGGUGGACUAUAUUCUGGGAGAUAACCCGAUGGGAAUAUCAUACAUGGUGGGUUAUGGGAACAGGUACCCUCAGCACAUACACCAUCGGGCCAGCUCCUUGCCUUCGUUGGAGGCGCAUCCGGGUCGGAUCGGGUGCAAAGCAGGUGGCGCCUACUACCUGAGCCCAAAACCGAACCCAAAUCUACUGAUCGGGGCGGUCGUGGGCGGGCCGACCAAUAUCAGCGACAUAUUCCCGGAUGCUCGGCCCAUAUUCCAGCAGUCGGAGCCGACCACGUAUAUCAACGCCCCACUCGUGGGCCUUCUGGCCUACUUCUCGGCCCACCCAUAUGAUUGA
This is a messenger RNA of Dendrobium catenatum, 1236 nucleotides long. RefSeq names its product endoglucanase 17. The coding region runs from base 16 to 1236 and encodes 406 amino acids. The record is from RefSeq and is a predicted model, not a curated record. Gene Ontology annotation, biological process: carbohydrate metabolic process. Gene Ontology annotation, molecular function: hydrolase activity, hydrolyzing O-glycosyl compounds. The transcript has 4 exons. NCBI's taxonomy places the organism in Eukaryota, Viridiplantae, Streptophyta, Magnoliopsida, Asparagales, Orchidaceae.